Glossina fuscipes is the source of this 2459-nucleotide messenger RNA. It is a transcript of the gene MED18, whose product is annotated as mediator of RNA polymerase II transcription subunit 18. The transcript has 2 exons. Gene Ontology annotation, cellular component: core mediator complex; mediator complex. The coding region runs from base 139 to 780 and encodes 213 amino acids. The record is from RefSeq and is a predicted model, not a curated record. Lineage: Eukaryota; Metazoa; Arthropoda; Insecta; Diptera; Glossinidae. Gene Ontology annotation, biological process: regulation of transcription by RNA polymerase II; termination of RNA polymerase II transcription. Gene Ontology annotation, molecular function: transcription coregulator activity.
UGUGGCCAUCGAUUAUACAGCGCAAAGGACAAACAAAUAAUAAAAAAUUCGAAGCUUUGAUCUUAUCGUUAACGGGUGUAAUCAAUUCUUCUAAAAAACCGAAAGAAAAGAAGGGGCGAAAUUUAAUAUUGCAGCGAAAUGAUGUCACAAGUGACGUCUUCAAAGGAGUCGCUACAUCAAGCUUUGCAAAACAGAAUAAUACCGAAUCAAGAAUACUUAUUGCAAGGCUCUAUUAUAGAAUCCGCUGUUGAUCAUUUACUUCAUAGGCUUCGAGGAUUGUGCGAUAAUGUGGAAACAUCCCCGGAAACAUUUCAUGACUUAGAAGUGUGUAUGAGUAUGAGACAACAGAACGCUCAGGUUCCUAUAAAUCUACGAGUUCGAAGAGCUUUAGACCGCGAUAUGCCGUUUCAAUUGCGUUACAUAGGACAUCCGGAAAUAGAUCGUUCGCGGCCUACAUUAGUUCGUUCCAGUUUGGACGUUGGAUGCACUUCAACCGUACUUGAAUUUCUCACUGAAUUAGGUUGCCGUCUUGAAUACGAGUACAUUAGCCAAGGAUACAUGUUUCGUAAAGGUCGUAUGAAAAUCACGGUAGCAAAAAUAUUCAAAAUUAUACCUGGAAAGCCGCACGAUAGUGAGCCGGUGUGUCAAAGCUAUUUAGUUGAAUUAUCUGUUGUGGCGCCUAACGGUCAAGAUUCCAUUGGAGACGAAAUGCGCGCCUUUGCCGAACAAUUGAAGCCACUAGUUCAGUUAGAAAAAAUUGACUAUAAACGAUUGGGCUAGUUAUCGUAGUUGUAAACUUUACUAAUAAUAGCUUAGUGUAUAAAUUAUCAAGCAAGUAAAAAAGUGUUUGCACAUUUAUCGCAGACUGACAUCAAAAGACUUUUACGUAUACUAUAUCUCAAGCGAAUGAUGCAAUGAUCUUAUAUUGAGAUAGAGUUUUGACUCUAAUGGACGGAUUUAGCACAUUUUACUUUUCGGUCCCAUUCAUUGUUUAUCGAGUUUUAGUUCAUCUGAAAGCGAAAACAGGAAAAAUAAAACUCCAAAAGACGGGUAUAUAAUAAUAAUAGAUAAAAAUUUUUUCAUAAGAGUAAAAUUUUUGCUUACACGAAAUAAGCUUCGAAAAAUGGGUGAUUUUAUGUUUAUUUUACUACUAAACACAGGAGUCACUCCGCUUAAAUGAAUGACCUAAAUCUUUAAGAAAGCAUAAUUCAAAUUGAAGUAAACCAGAUCGCUUCUGUUCGCAAAAAGGCAAAGCUUACACUUCGAUGUUUACAAAUCCAAAUACUGAGCAAGAUGACUCAGAUCGAAUCCGAAAAUUAUAAGAUGCUGAAAUGGAGCGCAGAAAUUCUUCGACAGCGCAUCAUCUUGCUUCGCCAAUAUACAAAGGACCGUGAAAAUCUAGUAUUUAUAAAAAUAAACCCAAAAAAUACUUAAACAAACAGAUGCCGACGUCAGGUAAAGUUUAGAAACACUAUAGAUUUAGGAACGGAUUUUCUAAUCGAUUUUCAAUCCCAUUACUUCAACAAUUCAAAUGAUUGGACCGUUUGCGGUAUCGCAAAUUCAUUGCCUGAAUGCUUAGCAGACGUUUUUUAUCGAAAAAUGCCUCCACAGAACUUAUUUAUAUUUGGCUUGCCAUGGUCAUAUUUCUUCAUUCGGAUAAAUAUACGCCAAUCCUCGAAAUAAAUAUCAAGUCCUGGAUAAGUUUUUAUUGGGAAAACGCAUCGUAAAAGGAUACACGACGGCAAUUUGAAUCAUCUUAUUUUUCAUAUGUAAAUGACAUAAUUUCAACUAAUAUUUUUAAGAAAAGUUCUUAUUAUCCACUACACAGCCAAGCAGGUGAAGCGCUGGGAGGGACUAUAUAUAUUCUUAAUCAUUGUAAAAUUUUAUAUAUCUGUUCACCACUUACUAGGUAAGUGGGCGUGUCAAGAGAGAGAUACAAAACAUCUUAAUAAAAGCAUAGCAAAACAUAUUCGUAAACGAAUAAAUUAAAUAAGUAGAAGUAAAAGUCCCACAAAAUAUAUUUUUUUCUCUCUUUCUAAUAUAUUUUAUUACAAUAUCUCCACUAUUGCAUAACCUAUAUUAUAGCUUGUAGUACCUAACUCACACUCAGGAACUUUCGUGUAAUAUACAUAUUUUAGCCCAACGGAGGUCUUCCUACAUUACAUUUGCAACAUUAAUGAAACCUGUUCAAGUCUAGUGGGCAAAUCGUACCGUUCGACCGAAUAACAUGCCCGAAAUUUGCUAUGGCUUUAUAUGUAUAUAUAUAUACUUUACUUUUUGUACAAUAUCGUUUAAUGUACAAAUAUAACUCUUUGUGUUUAUUUUCAUACGUUGCUGGCAGCGUCAGCUGCUUUUGACGUAUAAAUGUUUAUUAUGAAUUUUCGCAGGAAUAAAAUACUCCACAGUUCUGUCUAAUUUCUGCCUAAACUGUUGUACUUUUUUUAAAAUUUAAUCUGUAA